UCUUCUCAUCUUUACUCAGUCACUUGCAGCUUCAAAAUGCCAGUAGCACUACACGAACUGCUUUUAUUCACGAUUGGAAUAGUUUAUCUAACAGAUGGAAACUCAGCACUGCUAUCUGUACGAAAAGACCCUAGGUGUGGGCAGAAACCACGUGAGACAAAGCCAUGGAGUUACUUCAACCUCCUCACACGCAUUGUUGGUGGGAACCAGGUGGAACAAGGCUCCCAUCCAUGGCAGGUUUCCUUGAAACGAAGGCAAAGACAUUUCUGUGGAGGCACCAUUGUUUCUGCUCAAUGGGUGGUCACGGCAGCUCACUGUGUUGUAGACAGGUAUAUAUUGGAUUACCUGAAUGUCACUGCAGGAGAGUAUGAUUUGAGUCUUGAGGAGGAGGAAGAGCAGACUCUGCCUGUUGAAUCCAUCAUUAAACACCCAUAUUUCAAUCCUGGAAGACCCAUGAAUUAUGACAUUGCCCUUGUGAAGUUGAAGGGCUCCUUCAGAUUUAGUCCAUCGGUUGUGCCAGCAUGCCUUCCUGAUCCAGAUGAGAAGUUUGAUCCAGGAUACAUUUGCACCACUUGUGGUUGGGGCCGUCUAAGAGAGAAUGGAAACCUUCCUCAAGUUUUGCAUGAAGUGAAUUUGCCAAUCCUGAAUUACAAGGAAUGUUCUAGAAUAUUAUUAACUUUGAGAAAACCAAUCCAAGGUGACACUUUAAUGUGUGCUGGAUUUCCAGAUGGAGGAAAGGAUGCAUGCCAGGGUGAUUCUGGGGGUCCUCUUUUGUGCCGGCGUAAGCAUGGUGCCUGGACUCUGGCUGGUGUGACUUCCUGGGGCAUGGGCUGUGCUCGUGGUUGGAUUAAUAACUUGCGGAAAAACUAUGACCAGAGAGGAUCACCAGGUGUUUUCACAGAUCUCAGGAAGGUGCUCUCCUGGAUUCAUGGAAAGAUCAAUGCUGACUUGAAAAUGAAAAGUUCUACAGCCUCAUGUAGCAGUCAGGAUGGCAAACUGCGUGGCAAUGAAGGGUCAUUACGUUUCCCUGAAAGUCCCAACCGUUUCUAUGAAAACAACCAGUUGUGUGUGUGGACUCUUCUUGUCCCAAAAGGAAUGCACAUACUUCUUAAUUUUUCCCACUUUGAUGUAGAGCCAGACACAUUCUGUGACUAUGAUUCCCUGCUGGUGUAUUCAAAAGAUGACAGGCUUGUUGGGAAAUUCUGCGGUGAUGAUCCUCCAUCGCCCAUUUUAGUGGGCUACAAUAGUGUGAGGCUGAAAUUUGUCUCUGAUAAUAAGGAGUAUGGAGCUGGAUUUUCCAUAACAUACAAAGCAGUUUCACCAGAUGCUCUUCCUGAUUCUGGCUGUGGGUCCUUAGCUGUCCUCUUUAAAGCAGGAGUGAUACAAAGCAUGCACUAUCCUGAACCCUACAGUAACCUGGCACAGUGUCACUGGAUUAUUCAUGCUCCAGAGGACCAUGUCAUUCUGCUUACUUAUCAGUCUUUUGAAAUAGAAGAAAAUGAAGACUGCUCCUAUGAUUCUGUGACAGUAUAUGAGGAUUCAGCAAAAGAGGAGGAAAUAGCCAAGUGUUGUGGAUUUGCUGUUCCACCGCCUGUCCUGAGUUUCUCUAAUGUGAUGCUGAUCAUCUUUAAAUCAGAUGAAACAGAAUGUUUUGGGGGAUUUCAAGCCACAAUCUCCUUCAUUCAUAUGGCAGAUUUAAAUAUAUCAGAUUCAAACAACGAAACAACAUUUCUUGAAGAUGUCCAUGUGGCCAUAAAUGAAACAGAAAUUCCAGAUUAUAUCUGUGGAGUGCCUUCAAACCAACCCAGGUUUCUCUUCAGUAGGAUAGUUGGAGGUGAGGAAGCUGUACCCUACUCAUGGCCUUGGCAGGUCAGCAUCCAGAUUUCAGCAGAACAUGUGUGUGGAGGAGCAGUUCUUGCCAAAGACUGGGUUGUCACAGCUGCUCACUGUUUUAGUCAUAAUGCAAUUAGCCCUGAGAAUGUCCUUACUUUCUUCUCUUUGAGGAAACAGUACAAAGAUUUAUGGAUGGUGGUUGCUGGACUCCAUGAUAUUACAGAGCAAGAGCACAGUCAGAAAAGAUCAGUGAAGCAAUGCAUCAUGCAUCCAAAUUUUAACGAGACCACCAUGGAUUCAGACAUUGCAUUAUUGCAAUUGACAGAGCCUUUAAAAUUUAAUCACUAUGUGCGCCCAGUGUGCCUUCCAGAGGAAGAAGAGGAGGUUCAGCCUUCUCAAGUGUGCACUAUCACAGGAUGGGGUGCAUACGAUGAAGACAGAGAAAAGACCAAAAAGCUUCAGCAGCUGGAAGUCCCCAUCCUUGUACUUGAGACAUGUCAGAAGUACUAUCUGAACCGUUCUGGUAAAGUGACCCAAAGGAUGCUCUGUGCUGGAUUUCCUCAAGAAGAGGGAAAGGAUUCAUGUACAGGUGACUCCGGUGGCCCAUUAGUUUGUCCUUCAGAAGAUUCAGGAUUUUACACCCUCAAUGGAAUAAUAAGCUGGGGCUUUGGCUGUGGAAGAAAAAGCUACCCAGGAGUCUAUACAAAUGUUGCUGUUUUCAUGGACUGGAUCAAUCAGCACAUGAGUAGUGGUAUGUAGUGGCAAGACACAAAGAUCAUCAAGCUAUUCAGACUUUCAAGACAGAAGCUAAACUCAGCAGUGACUGGGGGUACCUUGUAUCAUAUGCUCCAGUGGUUCUACCUUCAUAAUGGAAUUCCUCUAUGACUCUCAAGGACCUUACUUCUGUGGCUCCUGAAUGGCUUACAAGUUUCAUGACUCACAGUUAAGAUUAAAAUUCCUUUGUGCCUUUUGGACAUUGAACUCCUCAUUUUGUAUUUGGAAAACUCAGUGGAUCUGUAAGUUAAGGGACACAUUGAUAGUAAUAAAAUGCAUUUUAAGCCUUUGCAUCUUUUUAUGACAAUAUACUUGGUUUUCAUAAGCUUAUUAGGCCUGACUUGCCUUUCAGUCAACUCAUCUCUACACCAGUUUAACUCCUUCGGUUGCAAUGAUUCUCAUUAGUUUAAUGAGAAAAAUAUCAGGACCAUGAUGUUUGGCUUUAAAAUUGUAGUUUUAUGAAUUGCUAACAUUUUAUUAGUGGGUUUGAAAUCAGUCAUAUACAUGCGUUAGUUCUGAUUAGUUUGCAUCUUUUACUACUUAAUCAGUAAUUAAAGUGUUGGCUAUGUAAAGACUGAGUAAGGCCUAUGGAUUUGGACCAGCAUUUCAUAUGUAGCAUAUCUGACCAUAUAAUAAAUUUGUGCACUGAAAAUGGCUGCCUGAGAUUUUGUAGAUUGAACUGUUUGGUUUUGAAAUUCUGGUAUGGUGCUAAUGUGGAUUAAAUAAUAAUAAGUGAUUCACGUGUGUAGGAUUGUCAGACUUUAAAGUUGGCCCCAAGUAUCUAAAAUCAAGGUAAAAUGUGUUUCUUGAUAUGUGAAUAAAGAUAGUCUUCUCUGUAAUGCUGCAAGAAAGCAAAUUAAAACUGUGUGCUGUGUUUACUGUAGAACAAAAAGAGAGCUUACUGUUCAGAACAAGUAUACAGAGUUGGUGUAUACAGACUAAUUUAGCUGGUGGCAUUGCUGUCUAACCAAGCCUCCUUUAUGACCAGCUUAGUUAGCUCUGAAAUGGUAGGCCUAGA
Molecule: messenger RNA, 3625 nt
Organism: Alligator sinensis (Chinese alligator)
Lineage: Eukaryota; Metazoa; Chordata; Crocodylia; Alligatoridae
Gene: OVCH2
Product: ovochymase 2
Exons: 21
Coding region: 37-2592 (851 amino acids)
Biological process (GO): proteolysis
Molecular function (GO): serine-type endopeptidase activity
Source: RefSeq, a predicted model, not a curated record